This is a messenger RNA of Trichoderma virens Gv29-8, 909 nucleotides long. RefSeq lists its product as uncharacterized. The record is from RefSeq and is a predicted model, not a curated record. NCBI's taxonomy places the organism in Eukaryota, Fungi, Ascomycota, Sordariomycetes, Hypocreales, Hypocreaceae. The transcript has 4 exons. Bases 1 to 909 code for a protein of 302 amino acids.
AUGAAACGGAUCUUUGUCAUCGCCCAAUCAUCGCCCGGCGUCAAGAACCUUGAUCUACUGCAGUAUGGGUUAUUGCUUGGGGCUUAUGAAUGUUCGCAAGGCCUGGAAUCUGCUUAUUCGACGUUAACACUGUGCAUAUCAUUGGCCCGGAUGAUUGAAAUCCAAAGCUACGAGUCUAAUGACAUCGAUUCAAGACACCCGGAAGAAAAGUUGAUAUGCGGCUAUGCGCUAGUAGCCUUGGAUCGCCUCAUUGUCCUCUCUAGCAUGGACUAUCGUUUGCCGUUGCUGCUUCCUGACGAGCAGUCUUUCCCCCUGAUAGAAGAGCAUGACCUCGAAUUGGACGAGGGUCUAAAAGUCUACGGCUAUACCGGAAGAAUGAAAAUCACAGCCACGGUGGCACGAUUAGUCGGCAAUACUCUGUCGUAUUUACGCUGCUGUCAGCUCGGAAGAGCUCCACAAGUUGAUUAUGCAACUAUAGACAGCUCUGCGCAGUCUUCGCUCGGGACGCUUUUACAACUUUCUGAGGAGAAGGCAUUCCUAAACUGCGAGCCAACGUCGAUGGCAAUUAGUACGCUGAUGGCACUCCGAUGCAGUCAUGACAGAAGUAGAAGUGGUCCCAGGGACUCCAAGGACGCCACUGAAUUGUAUUCAAUAGCAAGCAUGACUUUAGAAAUGUGUCUUUCGGCUUCCGACUUCAUCAGGUCCAACGGCGUCGAGAACCUGUCCUUCAUUGGCCUUUGUUGCGUAUGGCGAGCAGUUUUACCUUUGUUGAGCCUCAAGGAUUUUCCAAUUUCAGCUCAAGACCUAGAGACUCUCAGAAGAGAACUGCAGCGCUUUAGCAGCUGUUGGGCAAUAGGCGCCACCUUUUUGCAACACUUUGAUCGAUUAGUCCACCUAAGGAGCCUUUGA